Molecule: messenger RNA, 2773 nt
Organism: Plutella xylostella (diamondback moth)
Lineage: Eukaryota; Metazoa; Arthropoda; Insecta; Lepidoptera; Plutellidae
Biological process (GO): signal transduction
Molecular function (GO): 3',5'-cyclic-nucleotide phosphodiesterase activity
Source: RefSeq, a predicted model, not a curated record
UUGAAUUUCUCACUCGUUCAUUCGCUGCGCCCCGUGUUGGUCGCUGCAGUUGUCUCUAGUUCCCGAAACUGUUUGAUAACGCGUCGUCGAGUUUGGUGAUAAAGUAAUUUCUCAAAUUCUUGAAUCGAACUGGUACAUACAAUGAACUGAGACUCUCUACCAUCAUCUCGCCAUGUGUAAUUCGUGCCGAUAGCUCAAAAUGUGAGGACUUACAAUAACAUUUUCGUUCGGUUACUCAGGGGUUACAAAUUUCACUCAGGCGGUGUAAACUGCUUGUUGAAGUUCUCGGUGAUUGCGAAGUUUGUGUCAACUAACUAUGCAACAAUGUGGGUUUUGUUCAAUGCUAUCUGGGCUGGUGAGCCGAGCCAUGUGUGUCGGCAGCAGACGCGGCAGCAGCGACUCUUACUACCGUGAGCUGGGCGAGCAGGACACACUGAAAAUCGAUGACAAGUCUUCGCUGUCCCUGGAGGAGUCUGAAGAACCCGGAAAUGAGGUCCUCGUGCGUGAGGACUCCAUGGAGCUGUGCUCGCGGGUGCCGGACAUCUGCAUCGGCAAGUUCCUCAGCAUGCACCGCCGGCGGAAGAAGAGGCUCGUCACGCGGUCUCUGCUCCGCGAGACGGCCUUGCUUGAUGACCUGCAGCCCGCCGUAGUGCAGUGCAUCCUUGAUCAGUCGGUGCAGUGGCGAUUCAAUGCAUUUACUUUAGAAAACGUCUCAGGGGGUCGCUGCCUGCCGGUGCUGUGCAUCCACCUGUUCCACGUGUACGGGCUGCUGGACCACUUCAAGCUGGACGUGGCGAAGGCAUGGAAGCUGUUCAGCCUCAUCGAGGAGGGCUACCACAGCAGCAACCCGUACCACAACUCGGUUCACGCUGCUGACGUCACGCAGGCCAUGCAUUGCUUCUUGCAGCAGAAGCGGAUACGUGAUCAUCUGGAGCCGGUGGAGGUCAUGGCGUCUCUGAUCGCGGCCAUCGCUCACGACGUGGACCACCCCGGGGUCAACCAGCCAUUCCUCAUCGCCACCUCCAACCAUCUGGCCGCUUUGUACCAGAACACGUCAGUCCUGGAGAACCACCACUGGCGGGCCGCCAUCAGCUGUCUCAUGCAGAGCAGCCUCCUCGCCCACAUCAAGGACGUGGAGAAGAAGCUCCAGGACCAGAUCAGCGCGCUCAUCCUCGCGACCGACAUCACCAGGCAGCAGGAGUAUCUCAGCCAGUUUAAGGCUCACAUGGACGCGGACACUCUGGACCUGACGCUCGCGUCGCACCGGCUGUUGGUGCUGCAGAUCGCGCUCAAGUGCGCCGACAUCUCCAACCCGUGCCGCCCGUGGGACAUCAGCCGCAAGUGGAGCCUCAAGGUGUGCGAGGAGUUCUUCCGCCAGGGCGACUACGAGCGCAGGUUGAACUUGCCUGUGACCGCGCUGUGCGACCGCCACACCACCUCCAUACCCAAGAUACAGACAGGAUUCUUUACAUACGUGGUGACUCCGCUCAUAUCGGAGUGGCACCGCUUCCUGCAGACGGAGCUGUCGUCGCAGAUGCUGCAGAACCUGCUGUACAACAAGGCCAAGUGGGACACCCUGCUGGCGCAGGAGCUGGCCGAGGAGACCGCCACGGACGUGUCCGACGCCGAGCUCGCGGACGACGAGUUGACCGCGUCCGCCACGCAGCUGUCGGACAGCGCCGAGCUGCUGCUGCCGCGCCGCGCCUCGCUGCACUCGCGCCAGCCCGGCCUCAAGCAGCAGAUCCGCCGCUUCUCCGUGCCGCUCAACGUGUUCCAGGACUGCAAAUGGCGCCGCGACCGCAGCGCCGGUGCGUCACUCAGCCGCGUGGGCAGCGAGCAGUCCGUGCACUCGCAGCUGGCGCUGGACGGCCGCAGCGCGCGCCCCGCCGGCCCCGAGCGCCUGCUGCUCGAGUCCUCCAUCGCGUCCAUCACCACUCCGCGCGAGGCCGAGCGUCUGGGCGCCGUGCUGCACGACCCCGCCUGGCGCCUCGUCCGCCAGCAGACCUUCCCGCCGCACGAGCCGGCCCGCCGCGCGCCGCGCAAGCUGCACACCAGCAACACCGACGUCGGACAGAAGACCGCCAAGGAAGGCCGCUUCACUAACAUAUUCAAGAAGCACACGGAAAGGGUUGCUAGCGUCGAAUCCACUGAGAUUAAGAUUGUUGAGAAGGAGAGCUCAGUAGAGAAGGUGGGCGGGCGCCGCGAAUCCGCGCCGGUGGGCAGCCAGCUGCGCAGCAACCUGCAGGCGCAGGCGGCGCUGCAGCCCGACCUGCUGCGCCGCAGGAAGUCCAUGCCGGCCGACACGCAGGCCACCGUGCCGAAGGAGAAGAAGAUGCGCGAGGUGGCGGCGGCGCUGCCGGAGCUGCUGCGUCGCACACUCUCCAGCAAGGAGGCCUGGGGCAGGCGCCGCGGCUCCGCGCCCGCGCCCGCCGGCGGGGACCUGCGCCGCAAGCCCGGGCCCAUCACCUCCUGCCACCAGUGGCUGGCCAAGACCACGUACUCGAUGCACGAACGCUCGCUCAACCUGCCGCGCCGCAGCUCCUUGCCCGUUGAGGUGCUUACAGGUGCUAAUACACAGGCUGACGCAGCUUUUUUUUACUUUGUUUUUACAUUUAUCGUCACGGGAUUAUCACAGUUUUUUAAAAGUAAUCAAAUGAAAAUCAUUUUUUGUCACCACUUAACAUGGGUACGCCCUCGUACUGAAGACCAGAAGCCGGAAGAAGUACGCGAGAGCUCAUUCGCUGACGAGGCAAAGGAAAUAAAUGACAACUAA